AUGGGUUCAGGAAGCAAAAUUAAGUUUGUCAUAUGUGAAGUACUGCAGUUUGCCGCCUUCUGUGUUCCAUUUCUCAUUGUGAUGCAGCGCUCUGCCUUUAUCCUAGCACAAGCGAAAGGCCAGACCCAAUCCUCUGGUGGAUACUCUAGCAUGGUUUACUGGUUGAUUGUGUCUUCAUGCAUUGCCUACCUGACAACCAUGGCUCUUGUUGUGUGGCUGCCAAUUAAGUAUAUGGUGUUCAAGAAGAAGAAAGCCCUGGUCGGGAGAAAGAAAUGGAGACCUGUUGCUCUGGCUUAUGUGCUCCUCUCCACACUACCCACUUUUGCAUUCCUUAUAGCCAGUUCCGAGGUGCAGAUUAGAAAUGAUAUGCAAUUUGAUACAUUUACUGAACUCCCUGUGUCUUUGGUCCUAUUUUCACUCAUCCUCAUUGAUAUUGUGGAACGAAUCCGACAUUGUAGACUUACUGGCCGUGCUAAUGAAUUACAUCGAAAUGCAGACAUCCCAACCCUUAGUCACACUGAGCUGAUGAUGCCAAUAGCCAGUAAUGCAGCUGGACCAUCUCUUCCAGCAGCAAGUACUACACAGAAUGGAACAAGAGCAGCCAAUGGAUCCACUUCAAGAUUACCUGGAACAACUGCAGUUACAGGGAUCUCAGGCAAUGUAAUGGUCGCUGGGUUGCCUACAAGUGGACUAAUUCCAGCCAACAUGGUAGGCCCAGCUGUGCCCAGCAAUGGAGCAGUUGGACCAGCACGGUCGGACAAUAACCAGGGGGAACCAUAUAUUUUACCUGGCGUUUGUCCAAGCACUGGCCUACCCUUAGGAACUUCUCAGUAUGCCACUGCAUACACAGGGCCACUCAGUUUUUUACUGGCAAGUGAUGUACGCGCUGAGGCCUUUGCAGAUAGUUUUUUGUUCUGGUUGGACACAGCAGAAAUGCUGCGAGUUGUAAAUCACACCACUGUCUACUUCUCGGGUUGGGCUUCACCAGUGUACUUCUUCUGCUUUCUUUCAAUGCUGCGAUUGGUUCUAAUGCCUCACAAUUCACUUCUCUCAACACUGGGGGUCGCUUUACAGGAUCUCCCCUUCCUGAUUUUAAGAGUGGCCCUUCUAGCCAUUUUUGGUUUUGUCACACCAGUCAUAUUCGUUAUGAAGAACUUCUUGGUGUGUUUGGCUUACAUCUACUUCAACUUCAUGACCAAGCUUAAACUUUUCAACACGGAGAGGAUGUUUUAACAUGCCUAGUGAUUAACAAAAUACAGUAAACUGAAUAGCAGAGGAAAAUUAUGAUAUUAUGAUGUGUUAUAUUACAUCUGAACCACA
This is a messenger RNA of Clarias gariepinus (North African catfish), 1320 nucleotides long. Its product is annotated as transmembrane protein 236. NCBI's taxonomy places the organism in Eukaryota, Metazoa, Chordata, Actinopteri, Siluriformes, Clariidae. The transcript is spliced from 4 exons. The coding region runs from base 1 to 1233 and encodes 410 amino acids. The record is from RefSeq and is a predicted model, not a curated record.